Molecule: messenger RNA, 2766 nt
Organism: Nelumbo nucifera (sacred lotus)
Lineage: Eukaryota; Viridiplantae; Streptophyta; Magnoliopsida; Proteales; Nelumbonaceae
Product: protein terminal ear1 homolog
Molecular function (GO): RNA binding
Source: RefSeq, a predicted model, not a curated record
UUUAACAAGAUGGGCACGAAAUAAGCGAAGGACCGGUUUAGGCUUUUAAGCUUUCCAGUUCCCACCGCUAGAGAGUAGAGAGACGGGGAGAAACUCGAGAGAGAGAUGGUUCUAGUCUUCUAGAAGGGUAAGUCAAGGGACCGUUACCGGUGAGCUGAAGUGAGGGCUAGACUUUUUAAGGUAUGCCGGAAAACCAUCUAUACGUUAAUGCGCCAGAUUUAACGUUUUAGCUUCUCGCCGAUAAACUGAUUUAGGUACGACAGUGGUUUCAGGCCGACGAUAGAGACAGUUAAAACACCAAGGAAAAGGGAAAAAGGAAGGAAGGAAGGUUGAGAGACGAAAGGUUUUUUCUCCUUCCUGGUUUUCCGGUGCGGCAAGUGAAGGAGCCGUAACCGCCAUGGACGAUACUGGAAUCUCAAGGCAUCCAGGACACUUGGAUCCUCGAGCGCAAGAGUUCCGACCGAGAAAUCCUUCUCUGCACAACCAGGUUACUCUCCUUCCACCGCAAAUUUACUACCCAUGCCCUUCUUCCUUCCCACCUACAGGAGUUCAAGCGAUGCGUUUCUAUGAUGGCUACCAUUCAUCCCCUCUAGCGGCGUACCCCAGACCAAACAGCAUAAAUCCACCUCAACUGCCGCCACCGCUUCCGCCGCCUUCAUCUACGGCGACAAGAGCAUUGCUUCUUAGCUCUGUGCAGAAGGACGUUGAUGAAACAAUAGUGAGAAGAGAAUUGGAGGUGUUUGGUGAGGUGAGGGCGGUUCAAAUGGAGAGGUUACAGGAGGGUAUCGUGACGGUUCAUUUCUAUGAUACGAGGCAUGCACAGGCAGCGAUGAGGGAGAUACGAGAGCAGCACAUGCAGCAGCAAAGUAGGCUGAGACAAUACUACAACUCAUUGUUGAACCGGAAUAUAUGGUUUGAAGGGGAGAACUCGGAGGCUCCGGUGCCCCCACCGGCGCGUGGGCUUAUCGCUGGGCGCGCUGUUUGGGCGCAGUUUACGGUACCGACGCCAACUAUUGGGCCCGACGGGCAUAACCAAGGGACGCUAGUGGUCUUCAACUUGGAUUUGGGGGUUUCGACAAACAAGCUUAAAGAAAUUUUCGAGGCUUUUGGGCCUGUGAAGGAAUUGAGGGAAACGCCAUCCAAGCGGCACCAGAGGUUUGUGGAGUUUUUCGAUGUAAGAGAUGCAGCUAGAGCUUUAUCAGAAAUGAACGGAAGUGAACUUCACGGUAAGAAUAUAGUAAUUGAAUUCAGUCGCCCUGGUGGCCAUGGAAGAAGGUUGUUGAAUGCAGCAACUUCUAGUGCGACUACCAUCUCCGCCGCCGUUAUCAACUCCAACAAAGCGGUUUUUGACUUUAAUGGUAGAAGCAGCUAUCACACAAGUAAUGGGAAUUACUCGCAAACACCAACACCUCCGCCGCUACGUCCUAGAUUGUCUGGUUGCUCAACCUCAGAUUCUUGUAUAACUCAUCCCUCUCGAACUCAAUACCCGAAUAAGAAGACGGGUAUUAUCGGGGGGAAUGCUACCUGGAAUAACGAUCCAAGAUCAAAUUAUGGAGCGGAAGCAGCUGUAGCUGUUUCCAUGGGUUCGUUGGCUCUAAAUUCUGUUGGAAAUGGGAUUGAAGGGGAGGGAGACUGCAAUGGGUCGUCGAGGAGGAGCGCUAGGAAGAGCAGCAGCAACAAAAGUAGUAAUAAUUCUUCGACAGCAACGAAGCAGGCGAAGAUUCGGCCAUGGAAGGGCAGACAGAAGAACUCGGAAGCUUAUUUCAUGAUCAAUGAGAACGCGAUUGUUGACUCGGAUUGCAGAGAUACCAGAACCACUGUGAUGAUUAAGAACAUACCCAACAAGUACAGUCAGGCGUUGCUUUUGAACAUGCUGGACAACCACUGCAUACACUGCAACGAGCAGAUUGGCGACGGCGAUGAUCAGCCAUUAUCAUCCUACGAUUUCGUUUAUCUCCCUAUUGAUUUCAAUAACAAGUGUAAUGUUGGAUAUGGGUUCGUGAACCUAACGUCUCCCCAGGCGACAUGGAGGCUCUACAAAGCUUUCCACUUGCAGCCGUGGGAAGUCUUCAACUCGAGAAAAAUCUGUGAAGUUACUUAUGCUCGGUUACAGGGCUUGGAGGCAUUAAAAGAGCACUUCAAGAACUCAAAGUUUGCGUGCGAGACGGACGAGUACCUGCCAGUGGUGUUUUCUCCGCCUCGAGACGGGAAGAAUUUGACGGAGCCAAUGGCUAUCGGCGGCCAUUCAAACGCAGUUUCCAACAAAAAGGUGGUUCAUAGCAGUAAUGGGAAUAUUACGAGAGAAGAUGACGGGACGGAUGAUGGAGAUGGGUUAGAUGGCAACGAAGGUGAUAGCUCGAACAGCUUCUUCGGUAGUAAUGGUGAUGGUGACGGGGACGGCGAUGACGACGACGGCAUUAUUGGUGAUGGGGAUUCUCGGUUUCCGGAAGAAGUGUUUAAUUCCACCAAAGGCAGCAGCAUGACUACUACUCCCUCUACAAAUGCAACAGCCACGCCGCCUAAUGGGUGCUUGAUGAGCACUGAGCCUCAGCUUCAGCAACCGAAGACUUUGAGUCGUGCUCAGGUCAGUUAAUUUGCACAUUGCUCAUCCGCUCCCUCUCGUAUCUCUCCUCUCUUUCUCUUUCGACUUGUAAUUCCAGAAAAAGAUAAUGUUUCACAUGCAAUUUACAAUAUCGAGGAUUUGAUUAUGGUUUACACACUGGAACACUGGAAACAUGGAAGUAUCUAUCAUCUUCCUUCUCUCUC